This is a messenger RNA of Rhipicephalus sanguineus (brown dog tick), 1166 nucleotides long. RefSeq names its product transcription initiation factor IIB (gene TfIIB). The transcript has a single exon. The coding region runs from base 215 to 1162 and encodes 315 amino acids. Gene Ontology annotation, biological process: transcription preinitiation complex assembly; transcription initiation at RNA polymerase II promoter. The record is from RefSeq and is a predicted model, not a curated record. Gene Ontology annotation, cellular component: nucleus; transcription preinitiation complex. Lineage: Eukaryota; Metazoa; Arthropoda; Arachnida; Ixodida; Ixodidae. Gene Ontology annotation, molecular function: TBP-class protein binding; RNA polymerase II general transcription initiation factor activity.
GUGUGCUCGGCCUGCUGUAAUCAUUAUCGAACAGUUCGGUGUGUGCUUGGUUGUGCGUUCUGCGCAAUUUUGAACGAAAGGUUUCUCUGCACAGCUGUCUGGUUAAAACCUGCCGCGUUUUAUCAGAUGCUUCGCGAUCGGUGUAGUGCGUGAUCCUGUGCAUCGUGUAUAAGAAGGCUGUCAACUCGCUGAGAGCAACGUUCUCUGCUCGGCAAUGGCAUCUGGGUCUCGCGGUCCCAACUCCCGGGUGUUCUGCCCGGACCACCCGGAUGCCGCUUUGGUGGAGGACUACAGGGCGGGCGACAUGAUCUGCCCGCAGUGCGGACUCGUAGUCGGCGACAGGAUAGUGGAUGUGGGCACGGAGUGGAGGGUGUUCUCCAAUGAAAAGAGCAACAGCGACCCAGCCCGAGUCGGAGCGUCCGAAAAUCCCCUCUUGAACGGCAGCGACCUGGCCACGAUGAUCGGCAAAGGUACGGGUGACGCCAGCUUCGACGAGUCCGGCACGGCCAAGUACCAGAACCGCAAAACCAUGAGCAGCGCGGACCGAGCGCUCAUGAACGCGUUCCGAGAAAUCAGCAAUAUGGCAGACAGGAUCAACCUGACCAAGACCAUAGUGGACCGAGCGAACCUUCUCUUCAAGCAGGUUCACGAUGGCAAGACGCUCAAAGGGCGCAGCAACGACGCGAUCGCGUCAGCGUGCCUGUACAUAGCUUGCCGCCAGGAAGGCGUGCCGCGUACCUUCAAGGAGAUAUGCGCCGUUUCGAAAGUCUCCAAAAAGGAAAUUGGCCGUUGCUUCAAGCUCAUUCUCAAGGCCCUGGAGACGAGCGUGGACCUCAUCACGACGGGAGACUUCAUGUCCCGAUUCUGUUCCAACUUGGGCCUGCCUUCGUCCGUUCAAAAGGCCGCCACGCACAUCGCUCGCAAAGCCGUUGAGCUGGACAUCGUUCCCGGCAGGAGUCCCAUUUCGGUGGCAGCGGCUGCCAUCUACAUGGCCUCGCAGGCCUCCGAAGACAAGAAGUCUCAAAAGGAAAUCGGCGACAUCGCGGGUGUGGCUGACGUGACCAUACGACAGUCGUACAAGCUCAUGUACCCCCGCGCGGCCGAGCUGUUCCCCAAGGACUUCAAGUUCUUCACACCCAUUGAGCAGUUGCCUCAGUCAUGAGACA